AUGGGUACCAUCAAAAGUCUCAUCGAAGAGAAUGUCGAUGGAAUAUACGUAAAAAGUCUGAUGUUCGGAAAUAAUAUGGUUGAGGACACUGAGAAAGGCUUUUUUGGAAAUAUGAACGACCUGGUAGCGGAAGCCUGCAAAAAGAUUCGCAACGACACACUGCUACAGUUUGGAUACAAUGCGAUCGGCUUUUCACAAGGCGCAGUGUACAAGGGGAUAAAUCAGAUGGAAGGGACCGAUGGAAGAGCUGUGGCCCAAAGAUGUCCCGACCCACCGAUGAAGAAUUUCGUGUCAGUAGGUGGACAACACCAAGGCGUAUUUGGCCUUCCUUACUGUCCUGGAGACACAACGCUCUGUAACAUGAUUCGAAGACUGCUUGAUCUGGGCGCGUACAACCACUACGUUCAACAUCAAGUGGUGCAGGCCCAAUAUUGGCACGAUCCCCUACAUGAGGACGAAUACAGAGAGAGAAGCAUUUUCCUAGGGGAUAUCAACAAUGAGCGGGUGAGUGAUCGAUGGUUAGAGUACGUACCAGAAGAA
Messenger RNA from Ostertagia ostertagi, 540 nucleotides. Lineage: Eukaryota; Metazoa; Nematoda; Chromadorea; Rhabditida; Trichostrongylidae. The record is from the annotation of a GenBank genome assembly.